AUAAUAUUUUAUGUUCCACCAAUUGUUUUUCAAUUUCAAUAAAGCCCAUGUGACUAGAUCUAACAUGUAUUUCAUUCUAAUCUGCCAUCACAUUCUCUCGCCAGGAGCUCUACUGGGAGUCCGACAAUAAAGUUAUCUAAGAUGAUGAAAGUCAUAGGGGUUUUGGCUGUAUGCUUUAUUGUUGUCGUUGUACCACCACCUUGCGAUGGGGAGUACGUCGAAUCUGACUAUUCCAACUAUUAUGACGAAAUUGCCCAGGCAACCUGCACAGCCAUGAACUCGGCAGGUGGAUGGACUUUCGCUGUUCGCAGGUAUUGUCACAGCACUGACCAAAGAACGUGUGACAUCAUUUGCAGAGAUCCUAACUUGAAAAAGCAAGAUUCACAAGUUGCUGAAAGAAAUAUGGCAUGCCUGAACUCACUCCAUGUAUACCAGAACAGACCUCGUUUUGCCCAUGGAGCGGGAUUCGAAAAGUUGGGAUUGAAGAUUUAUCGAUACAAUUCCUGCAGUCGCGCAUCUUGUGGCCCAAACUAUUGCUGUUGUAGAUCCUGGUAGAUCAGUGAUUCAUAGAUACUAUAAUUAAUUAGAAACAGAGUGUCAUCAUAGUGUCAAUUAUUUGGCAAAUAUCAAAAGGAAAUAAAGACUCACUCUCUCACUAUCCAA
This is a messenger RNA of Owenia fusiformis, 663 nucleotides long. The record is from the annotation of a GenBank genome assembly. Lineage: Eukaryota; Metazoa; Annelida; Polychaeta; Sabellida; Oweniidae.